AUGGCGCCAAGUAGCGAAACUGAUGAUCGAAACGACGCCGUUUCAUCUGAUACACUUCCGGACGAAAUAACCGCCACCAACAGGCAGCCUUUGAACUCCUCUACCGGAACCCUAACUUCACCAUCACCAUCUUCCUCCGAUUCGACGCCACUUCCCUCUCUUCCAUUCGAGAUUAUAGUAGAAAUUCUCACUAGGGUUCCCGUGAAGUUUCUCAUGCAAUUCCAAUCCGUCUGUAAGUCCUGGAAAUCUCUUAUCUCAGAUCCCAAUUUCGCCAAGCAACACCUUCGCGUGUCAACAACGCGCCACCAUCUCCUUUUAACCUUCGGAUGCCCCUCUCGCGAGUUCGUCUUCACAGCUUGUCCUCUCUCCUCCGUCUUCACUGAAGUCACCGCCACCGCCACACAGAUAGAGUACCCUCUCAACAAUCGAAACAGUUUUGAUCAAAUCAUUGACUCUUGCCACGGCAUCCUCUGUUUCGCACUCAAUCAACGUUUCGUUUUAUUGUGGAACCCUUCCAUCAGGAAAUUUACGAAAUUGCCCUCUUUGGAUAAUCCAGAUCGGGAGAGGAGUUACACAGUAUAUGGAUUUGGCUAUACUCAUCUCAGUGACAGUUACAAGGUGGUUGCUGUUUCGAGGUUCUGUGAAUCUGAAACUCAAGUGAAGGUUCUUACUUUGGGUACCAAUGCUUGGAGAAGGAUUCUGGAUUUUCCUUUAGGUGUCACUUUCUAUGGCUCAGGAAAAUUCGUAAGUGGAACUGUUAACUGGUUGGCAUCUAUAAAUUCAUAUUCUUCAUGGGUCAUUGUUUCUCUUGAUUUGGAGAAGGAAUCUUAUCAAGAGUUGCUGCUGCCUGAUUAUGGAGGGGUGACUGUGGUUACUUUAUCAUUAGGGGUCUUGCAGGAUUGUUUGUGCAUACUUUCUAAUAGUGAUACCUUUUCAGAUGUUUGGCUUAUGACAGAGUACGGAAAUAACUAUUCUUGGACUAAAUUGUUCCGCAUUCCUUACAUGGGAGGUGUUGGGUUUUGUCCUUAUAACAAGACACUUUAUGUUUCUGAGGAUGAUAAGGUACUACUGAAGUAUCAGUCUAGUUUGGUUGUUUACAAUGCUAGAGAUGGUACUCUUAAAACUCCUGAAAUUAAAAACAUCAAUGGUUGGGUGGUUCCUGAAAUCUACCAAGAGAGUUUGAUAUCACCUUGUUCUUAA
This is a messenger RNA of Lathyrus sativus (Indian pea), 1200 nucleotides long. Lineage: Eukaryota; Viridiplantae; Streptophyta; Magnoliopsida; Fabales; Fabaceae. The record is from the annotation of a GenBank genome assembly.